This is a messenger RNA of Nylanderia fulva, 739 nucleotides long. RefSeq lists its product as uncharacterized. The record is from RefSeq and is a predicted model, not a curated record. NCBI's taxonomy places the organism in Eukaryota, Metazoa, Arthropoda, Insecta, Hymenoptera, Formicidae.
UGUGUUAGCGUAUCAUAUAAAAUAUAUGUACGUAGAUUAACACAUGAUUAAUUUACGAUUAUCGCACCAGAUUUGAUUACCAGAAAAAAAACAUGUCAACGAUAACAUGAAUAAUAACUAGGAAUAUACAUGUAUAAAAUAAAGUAGAAGAGUUUGGACUGUAUAAUCUACGCUCGAUAAUCUGCACUGAUAACGUGCAUAUUGUUUGUAGAUUAGAAUCUCAAUUGCGUCUUUAAUAUUUUUUAUGCGCUUGUGACGCCUACACUAAGUCGCUUUAAAUUACCCCACCUUGUACAUCGCAGAUUUAAAAGCUUUAAAAGCUUGCACAGCGUUUAGUAUCACAAGUAUUUUCGCAUACUAGCAGCACAAGUAAUAUAGAAAACAUCUACAAUGGCACGGUUGAGUGCUCUGUUUCUUCUUCUUGUUGUCGUCUGCGUCUACGGUGCACCAAAAUCUCCUCAGCCAUGCGAUAUUUAUGAGGAAUGGAAUGACUGUGCAGUAGCAAAAUCUUGCGAAGCUAGAUGCGGUUAUGAUACUCCAAUAAUCUGCCCUACGAUUUGCGUUGCUCGUUGCCAGUGCAUUAAAGGAUUUAAGAGAAAUUUUAAUAGCAAUAUUGUGUCCCUCAGGAUUGUAAAUUGUACUAGAAAACAACAUAAUGAAAUUUCUUGAGGAGUGAUUGCUUUUCACGAUUAAUAUUAAUUUAAUUAUUAAAUGUGUUUAACUAUAUUAUAUAUGUAGA